CUGCCCCUCCCUUGGGGUGGGAACUGUCCUGAGGACUCUGAUCUGGGAGGUAGAUCUCCAAACUGCUCCUGUUAUUUGGAGUGUCCAUGGAGUCCUCUCCCUGCUCUCUCCUGCUUCCCACGAUACUGUUGCUGCUGUUCCAUGGUGUCAAUGGGAACAGCCUGCCAACUGUGUGUGGGCACUCUACCAAACAGCAGAGAAUUGUAGGAGGGCAGGAUGCCCAGGAAGGACGAUGGCCAUGGCAGGUCAGCUUAAGGACCUCUACCGGGCAUCAUAUCUGUGGAGGCUCUCUCAUCCACCCCAGUUGGGUGCUAACUGCUGCUCACUGCUUCACGAUCUUUAACAGUUCCAGUUCCCAGUUCCCAGUUCCAGUUCCCUCAUCUUAUCUCUUAAGGAUGGGAGAGCUGAAGCUGUAUACAUCUCCACACAAUUCCUUCUAUGCCACUGUGAAAAGAAUCUUCAUUCACCCUUCCUUCCAAUGGAGAUCCUAUAAAGGGGAUGUUGCAUUGCUACAAUUGGACUCCCCCGUUCAGAUCACUCCUGUCUGCCUCCCAGAACCGCAGAUCCAAUUUCCUACUGGCACCCUGUGCUGGGUGACUGGAUGGGGAAAAACCAAAAAAGGUCCUGCCUCUGCCUUACAAGAAGCCCAGAUUCCCCUGAUUGACGCCAAGGCUUGUGAUGACCUAUACCAUAUCUACAGACGCGCAGAUUCAAGGCGAUCCAUAAUUGAAGAUGACAUGAUUUGUGCUGGAUACAAGUGGGGCAAAAAAGAUGCAUGCCGGGGUGACUCGGGAGGCCCUCUUGUCUGUGAGAACAAUAAUACUUGGUUCCAGGUUGGGGCUGUGAGCUGGGGACUAGGUUGUGGUCUACGCAACCGACCAGGAGUUUAUACCCGGGUCCAGGCUUAUAAAGAUUGGAUUCAAACCACCAUCGCCAGCUCUGCUCCAGUCAUUCUCUCAGGGCCUGCUCUGCUGCUGACAGUGGUUCUUCUCGUUAUCCAGUGAGGUCCUUCCCAGUCCACUUCAACUCUAACCACCAGGGAUCCUUUCUGCCCCUUCAUUUGGAUCAAUCCUUUUCUGUAUCCUGAAUGCCUUUCUUUGCACUUUGGCUGAUGGCAGCUGUAUUUUUGUCUGGAGGAUGGAAGGGGAGGAUCACAAGUUGCCGUACCUUGUCCCUAGUCCUGGCCUGCAUCUGAUGCUAGUGGAACACAAAAGUGGAAAGUGAUAUGGUCCCUUUCCAAAGGGAAGGAAGUCACAGUCUUUCUGGGUGUCCUAUCUAGGACAUCUCCACCAUCAUAUAGCUAUCAUUUAGCAACAUGUCAAUCAUAUAUGUGGUCCUAUCUAUAUGCAGAAAAAGCCCAAAGGAGGCUCAUCCUGGGCUAGUCACCUGGAAAAACUUUCUAGAAGGAAGGAGAAUUAGGCAGCAAGAAACCUGAGAUUCAGUCCUGACUGUGGUCCAGAAGCAAGUCAUUUUCCCCAUCUUCUGUAAAAUGAGAUGGCUGGUCUAGUGUGAUAGAGACAUGAGAGAGAGAUUUUGCAGGACUUGUGGACCAAGAUGCAAGAGAGGAUUCCAAUGGAAUGUCCCCAGUUGUUGGCAGCUUGAGUUGAUGGGGGUUUUUUGAACUUGGUCUCUGACUGGGAGAUACACUCUCCCUGGAGGUUUGAAGCUGGCUGAAAGACUUGUGAGGCUGAUUUGAUUUUUUUGUUUUCUCUGGCUCUGAGCAGUGGAAGCUGAUCAGGGAGAAGCUUUUGAGUUGGUGGUCUAUAAGAGAGUUGAGCUGAUCAGGAGAAACUUGGAGACUUUGAACUUUGUUUCUUUCUGGGUUUAAGCUGAGAGAUCUGGCUGAUUUGUGAAGAAGAAAGAAGAUUUUGAACUGCUAUUGUCCUCCAUCUUUCUAACUGUCCAAGAGUCACACUUGUGACUCCCCAAACCCUCAAUUUUAUAUCAUUUAGAUUGGGGAAAUUCCUCAUCUCUCUUACCUCAGUUUCCCAUACUGUUAUCCUAAUAAACCUCUUGACUGAGAAAGCAACUAGAGUAUCUUUAUAGUUCACUCAAGAGGGAGGGAAGGAGCCAAAGGCUUCAAGAAGAACUGGUGGAGGGGGGUGAGGGAGGCAAGGGAGGGAGUAAGGGAGGAAGGAGGUUAGGAAAUAGAUUGAUUCAUCAGCAAUCAAUAGGGAUCAAUAGGCAGAAACCCCAGAGUAAAUCCCAGAACAGUCCUUUAUAAGCAGUCCCUGUGUAGUGGCAUCCCCCCAGCAGCAUUUCUGUUCUACUUCCAUUAACAAUAAGCAGAUUCAGGUCCCUGUAGCAUCCUGUUUGCCAUAGCCAGCCAGAGAACAACAGUCAUUGUGAAGUAACAGGUACCCCUCAGUUUAUCCUAUAGUUCAAGAUGUAACAGUUUCCAGUCAGUUUACCUUUACCAUUUCAAGCAGUAAUAAGUUUCCCUCAGCUUACAUUUUUAUUUCACCAGGUAGGAGUUCUUAACCUUUUUUGCACCCUUGGACAGUCUGGUAAAGCUGAUGGACACUCCAGAAUAAGGUUUUUAAAUGUCUAAGAUAAAAUAGUAAACUAAAGGUUAUUAAAAUGAAGAUGUCAUUUUUCUUCCUAGCCAAGUUCUUGAACCCCUUGACGACCUGUGGUGUACAGGUCAGAAAUCCCUUGACUAGGUGAUCUCUAUGGCUGCUUCUGACUUUGAUAUU
Monodelphis domestica (gray short-tailed opossum) is the source of this 2696-nucleotide messenger RNA. Its product is annotated as serine protease 30-like. The record is from RefSeq and is a predicted model, not a curated record. Gene Ontology annotation, molecular function: serine-type endopeptidase activity. Lineage: Eukaryota; Metazoa; Chordata; Mammalia; Didelphimorphia; Didelphidae. Gene Ontology annotation, biological process: proteolysis.